Messenger RNA from Saprolegnia parasitica CBS 223.65, 5015 nucleotides. RefSeq lists its product as hypothetical. NCBI's taxonomy places the organism in Eukaryota, Oomycota, Saprolegniomycetes, Saprolegniales, Saprolegniaceae. Bases 9 to 5015 code for a protein of 1668 amino acids. The record is from RefSeq and is a predicted model, not a curated record. The transcript is spliced from 9 exons. Gene Ontology annotation, molecular function: ATP binding; RNA binding. Gene Ontology annotation, cellular component: intracellular anatomical structure.
GACGCAGCAUGGGGAUCCGAGGCCUGACGUCGUACUGCCACGCCAACCAAGCCGACUGCGGCGACGCCGACGUGGACCUGAGCGGGCAGACGCUGGCCGUCGACCUCGACUCGUUCCUGCACUACGCCUGCGAGCAAGUCUCCAAGCAGUUUGCGCCCUUUGAUGCGAGCUGGGUGCUUCUCGGCGGCGACCAGCGUGCGCUGUACGUCUGGGUCCAGGACUGGAUGAAGAAGUUCUUCCGCGCCAAGAUCCGCCUCAAGUUUGUACGCGACCCGCCCGGGUGCUUGAACACGAUCAAGGACGUGACCCACGAGAAGCGGGCGGACGAGCGCGCCGAGAAGAGCGCGAUCGUUCGUGACGGUAUCUUUGCGUCGCCCACCGAGGUCCUCGAGAGCUCCGCGGUCGUGGACCCGACGACGAUCCGCGUCGACGAGAGCUCGGCUGCGGCCAAGAUCGCUGUCGAGACCCACGCGGUCUUUCCCCUUGCCCGUGCCACUGUGGUGCGGUGCAUUCAACAUGCGGGCUGCUCGCUCAUUACGACGAGCGUCGAAGCCGACGAGGCCCUCGGCAAGAUGGUGCGUGACGGCCUCGCGUUUGCCGUGCUCUCGCAAGACUCGGACUACCUCCUCAUGCAAAACGUCUCGUACAUUCCUUUUCCGAAUGUCACCUUUGGGGACGACGAGACCGUGACCGCCUUUGUCUACCGCGCAACCAAGGUGGCCGACUGCCUCGGCGUUGCGCCCACCAAGCUCAUUGAGGUUGCGCUCGCCUGCGGCAACGACUUUACUCCCUACCUCGAGCGCCAUUUUGAUUUCGCGACGCUUGUCAACCUGCCGUCGCUGCGCCGCGUGAACGGGUUCCUCGGCGUGCAGGCGAGCGUCGAGUGGCUUGCGAGCCAAUUUGGCGAGACCAACUGGCUCGACGACCCGUCGUUCCAGCUCUUCCUCAAAGGCAACGCAUCCGCGCUUAGCUACGUCUAUGCCGUCUACAGCUUUUACGGCGCAGAAGACCAGCUCCUGUCGCGGUACCCGGCUGCGACGCGGCUCUCGUGCCUUCCGCCCGCCGAGUGGAAGAAGGCCAUCAAGCUCCUCGACAAGCAAAUGUACCCGAACUUUGCUCUGGACGUGCUCUACUGCCAAGAGCGCUACCUGAGCGCGCGCCUCGACGCCCUCGAGUCGCAUCCGAUCGCGAUGGACGCCAACUGCCUCAUCUACCACACCCUCGGGCAAACGCAGCCGGUUAUCGAGUUUCUGGCCAACGGCAGCUCGCGCAGCGUGACGCCGCUGAGCAGCGACGGCAAAGCUCCGAUCCCGAUCCACCGGCUCUUGGCCACCGGGAAAGAGACGCGGGCGACGGCGUUUCAGCGCAACGUCGUGUUUCUGUUGGAAAAACACCCGGCGCUCCAGGCGCGGCUCCAGGCGUGGAAGGGCGCCAAGACCCACUUUGAGCUCCAAGUGGUUGCCAACGCGAUCUCGCUGCUUGUGCCAACGCUGAGCGAGCGCCUCCACACGUACGUGCUGCCGCUGCUGCUGACGGCCGCCGUGUGCAAGACGAUGCAAAAGCACGCGACGAUUGUGCCGCUCGUGGGCGUGGCGAACGCGGCCGAGAUGGAGGCCUCGGUCGUCUACCGCUACUGGAUCGACUGGCAGCUCCAUCACCUCAAGAUCCUUGGGUUGUCGCCGCGCCUCAACGAGCACGCCUUCUUCUCGGCCGGUGUCUUCUCGACCAUCCUGUCGCUGGUGACGCCCCAAGUGUACUCGAAGAACCACGUCAACGCGGUCGCGCGUCACUUUUUCGGCGACGACGUCACCUCGCUCCAGCUCUGUUCGUGGUCCUACUGGAUGCUGGCCCCGCUCUUCGAAGAGUAUCAGCCGCCGCCGCUGCCGCUGCUCGCGCCAAAAGGUGCGCUGCUACCGUCGGUGCUCGCCAAGCGCCUUCGCCGCCCCAAGACGACCACAACCUCUGCACCACCAUCGACAGCAUCGCUGACGACGCAGCUCGAGCAGAUGCAGUUGAACCCGCCGCCACUGCCGAUGCCGCCGCGCGAGCCGUUGCCGCCGCGUGAGCCGGUGCAUAUUGAGAAGCUCAUUUUCACGCUGCCGGUCUUUGCGCACAAGGACGAGCUUUUGAACAAUGUGGGCAAAAACCCGCUCACGAUCAUCCAAGGCGAGACGGGCUGCGGCAAGAGUACGUCGGUGCCGCAGUUUAUCCUGGAUGAAGACCCGACCGUCAACAUGUACAUCACGCAGCCCCGACGCGUGGCUGCGAUCACGCUGGCGUCGACCGUCGCCAAGAUGCGGGGCGAAGAGGUCGGCAACACGAUCGGGUACCGUGUCGGGCAGUUCCAGCGCGACUCGAAGGCGACGCGCAUCACGUACGCCACCACGGGCUACAUGCUCGAGCGCAUUAUCCACUCGCCCGAGUCGAUCGCGCAGGUGACGCACCUCGUGCUCGACGAAGCCCACGAGCGCAGCAUGGACAUGGACCUGCUCUUGCUCAUGAUCAAGACCAACUGGCACCUCUGGCCCAACCUCAAGCUCAUUAUCAUGUCGGCCACCAUGGAUGCGGCUAUCUUUUUCAAAUACUUUAAGGACGGCCUCCCCUCGCCGCUCGCGUGGAAGAAGCCGCUGUUUGUCGGCUCGGCGCUCUAUGACGUGACGGCGAUCUACAUGGACGAGGUCCAUAAGCACAUUUCUGGCGUCGCCGAGAUCACCGCGCUGGCCAAGAAGCUCACGACGCAGCUUGCGGGCUGGAAGAAAUCCGACUUGGAUCCCGAAAUCAUGGGCAAAAAGAUUACGCAAGUCGUGUCGAUGCAGCUCGAUCUCUGCGUCGCCCUCGCGCUGCACAUCACCAAGACCGUCGUCGACCCGUCGUGCAUCCUCAUCUUUCUCCCGGGCAUCUCGGACAUUCAGUAUGUCCAUGAGCAGCUCGAGAAGAUGCGCGACAUUCAGCUAUUCGUGCUGCACAGCGAGCUCGACAUUGAGGACCAAGAAAAGGCCUUUGCCCCGGUCGAGGGCAAGGUCAAGAUCAUCCUCUCGACCAACAUUGCCGAGAGCAGUGUGACGAUCCCGGAUCAAAUCAUGAUGCCGACGACGGGCCACAUGGAAGUCCUUGUCCGUUCGUGGUGCUCGCAGGCGUCGGUCAAGCAGCGCUCGGGCCGCGCGGGUCGCAUUCGCCCGGGUACGGCGUACCACUUGUUUACCAAGUCGUUUAUGAACGAGUGCAUGGCCGCGUACACGACGCCCGAGCUGCUCCGGAAGCCGCUCGACAAGAUUGUGCUCCAGCUCAAGGCGCAGCUCGCCCACAUUGACACGCCGACGAACCUCCUCAAAAACGCAAUGAGCGUCCCGAACCUCAACAACAUCACCGGCGCCUACAAGGUGCUGCACGAGAUGGCAGCCGUCACGGAAGCCAACGAAACAACCACGAACGCGAUCACGCCGUUUGGCGUCUUUUGCACGAAUUUUCCGCUCGACGUGCGUCUCUGCCGCCUCCUCAUGUUUGGCCUCAGCGCCUACGACCUCGGCAUGCAGCACGGUCUCGUCGACGUGAUCAUCCUCGCGAGCAUCCUCGCGUCGCCCGAUUUGCACGUGGCGCCGUCCCGCUUCCACAUUACGAGCGCUGGCAAGUACAUGGCUGAGAUGAAGCAUGCGCUCGAGAUGGACGAGAGCGACGACCAGCCGCUGUGGAGCGAGCCGCUGGCCAUGUGGCGCCUUGUCACGCGGUGCUUGAAGCUCAAGUCGAAGGGCGCGGUGAUGCAUUUGCUGCGCAAGCACGCGAUUGCGACGCGCCGCUUCCAGACAAUGUGUGUGCUCAUGGGCGACGUGUGCCUCCGCUUUGUGCGCCUCGCCAAGCGCCAAGACUUUGCCCACUCGCGCGCCUUGCAACCCUCGGUGUUGCGCUCGGUCAUGGCGCUCGAGAAGUUCUGCAACAAGGGCUUUUGCCCCGACUGGAAGCACGAGCACACGCCCGUGCCGAUGCUCCGUCUCGUCUUACUGCUCAACUAUACGGACAGCCUCGUGGCGGGGACCUUGCCCCAACCGGGCGCGAAAGCAAACAAGAAAGGAUUGCCGAGAACCAACCAGGAACCGGUCCACGCCACGCUCACGCUCGACGAAGAGAGCAAGUGGGUCAAGGGCGUGCCUUUGGACGACUUGGUGCGCACGCUAGCACCCAUCGCACGUGACGCAGCGAGCGAGAUCCACUCACUCAAGGUCGACCAGAAGAGCCUCACGAUCCUCUUUGCUAAGACGACGACGACAACCAACGACGACGACGACGACGACAAUGUGGACGUGGCGCCAAGCUUUAACGGCCUUCCGUUUGGUCUCUCGCUGCUGCACUUCAUGCGCGACCGAUCGUUCCCGAUCGAUGUGUCGACCUUGCCGCUCUGGGAGCCGAGCUCCGGAUCCAUUGACUCGAUUCGCCUCCGCAUGCCCCCACGCCAAGUCGCGGGCUGCAGUUUGAUUGCGUGGAAGCAGCUCAAGUCGGGUAUCAAGGUCAAUUGCUCGGGCCGCAAUCCGAUGGGUCUCCCCUUCAAGUAUCUCAACAAGGACAACCAAGUGCACGGUAUCUUCUCCGAGCAGCUCUUGACGGGCGAUGGAUCGAUGAUGCUCGGCGGCAAGUGCACACUCCUGCCCCCCGCGGUCGACAGCUACCUCGCGAUCCUGAUGCUCCUCUCGGCCAAACGCAGCGUGUGGUUCCUCAUGGACAAGACGGGGCUUCUCUGCGUCGCGCUCAAGGUCGACGGCCACAACUACUUGCUGCCUGAAGGCGUUGCGCUUCCGAUCCGAUCGGUCAUGGCAACCGUCAACCAGAUCCGGAAGGACCUCUCGCACGGCCUCACCAAGCCGCUGCGAUCGCUGAACGAGCCAUCGAGCAGCCUGAGUGGCCCCGAGAUGGACGCGCUCUUCUCGACCGCCAAGGCCAAGGGUAAGAAGUGGGACUGGGUUCAAAUGGAGCUCGAGGCCGCGUACUUUGAGCCGUUCCCGCAAAUCAUGCUCGAUGAGGACUAG